Messenger RNA from Rotaria sp. Silwood2, 327 nucleotides. The record is from the annotation of a GenBank genome assembly. NCBI's taxonomy places the organism in Eukaryota, Metazoa, Rotifera, Eurotatoria, Philodinida, Philodinidae.
AUGAAAACUGCUUCACUUUUAUUGACACUUGGUGAAUGUUUGACAACACCCGAUGCAAUUCGUUGUGCAUCAAUGACACGAUCACCCUAUCAUAUUGAAGAACAAUUAUCUGAUGCAAUCACAGAAUUUCAAAAACAAUCAUCAAAUUCAUUCCAAUCAAUAAAUGAAGAAUUACCUGAACUUUUUGAAGAUAAUAUAAUAAUUUAUAUGACACAUUUUUUUAAACACUUCUUGCUUAUGAUCAUCCAACAUUUCAUUAUUGCUCUUUAUGCAGAUAAUUCUUGUGAUGAUUUUAAACCAUUUGCACAACAAUUUGAUCUUUAUUAA